CAAUCAAGCACAAACCAUACCUAUGUUUUUCAUCAUCACCUUCCCAAAUGACAAAGCAGGUCUCUCUUGAUCGUCGCAUCCAAUCGCUCCUCCCUGUUGCAUUGGCUUCUCUGCUUGUCCUUGGGACUACCCGACUAUUCCUGGACACGUUGAAGAGCAACCACAGUUUUGUGUUUCAGCUAUAUGGCAGGUCAAGAGGUCAAGGAGAGAGACCAGCAGUGAUUGUUUCCCCCGAGGACUGCAUUGAUGAAAGUUGUAAUGUUUUUGAAGGAAAAUGGGUAUGGGAUAACGAGUCAUAUGCUCCUCACUAUACAGAAGAGAGCUGCCCCUACUUGGUGAAACAGGUUACAUGCCAAAAGAAUGGUAGGCCUGAUUCUUACUACAAGAAUUGGAGAUGGCAACCCAAUGACUGCAACCUCCCAAGGUUUGAUCCAUUGAAGCUACUACAGAUUUUGAGGGGCAAAAGACUAAUGUUUGUUGGAGACUCAGUACAGAGAGGCCAGUUUGAAUCCAUGGUCUGUAUGGUACAAUCUAUACUUCCUCAAGGAAAGAAAUCGCUCCAAAGGGUUCCACCUAGGAAGAUAUUCACAAUCAAGGAGUUCGAUGCCUCCAUUGAGUACUACUGGGCUCCCUUUAUUGUGGAGUCAAUUUCAGAUCAUGCAACGAAGCAUACUGUACUAAAACGGUUGGUGAAGCUCGAUUCCAUAGCUAAGCAUGGCAAGCACUGGGAAGGAGUAGAUAUUUUGGUGUUUGAGAGCUAUGUAUGGUGGAUGCACAAGCCUACAAUCAAUGCUACAUAUGGAUCUCCAAACGAUGUCCAAGAAUAUAAUGUCACUACUGCGUAUAAAUUGGCAUUACAGACUUGGGCAGAAUGGUUAGAAUCAAGAGCAAACCCAGAAAGGCAAAAGGUCUUCUUCAUGAGUAUGUCUCCAACACAUCUAUGGAGCUGGGAAUGGAGGCCUGGCAGUGAUGAAAACUGCUACAAUGAGUCCUAUCCAAUUCAAGGUUCAUAUUGGGGUACUGGUUCGAACACCAAAAUCAUGGAUAUUAUAGAUGACACGUUACAGGAUUUGAAAGUUAAGGUUACAUUUUUGAAUAUCACACAAUUGUCUGAGUACAGAAAAGAUGCACACACAUCAGUUUAUGGGGAACGCAAGGGCAAGCUCCUGACGAAGGAGCAAAGAUCUGAUCCAAAAAACUUUGCAGAUUGCAUUCACUGGUGCUUACCUGGAGUUCCAGAUACAUGGAACGAAAUUUUGUACGCAUAUUUGUUAAAGAGUCAUCAAAAUUUUUUGUAACUUGAAGUUAGCAGUUGAGUCUUUGCUAAACUACAUUGAUGCAAGAAAGAAGAAGAAAAAGGAGUGAGACAUCCAAUAUCACCUG
This is a messenger RNA of Rosa rugosa (rugosa rose), 1383 nucleotides long. RefSeq names its product protein trichome birefringence-like 31. NCBI's taxonomy places the organism in Eukaryota, Viridiplantae, Streptophyta, Magnoliopsida, Rosales, Rosaceae. Gene Ontology annotation, molecular function: O-acetyltransferase activity. The transcript is spliced from 5 exons. The record is from RefSeq and is a predicted model, not a curated record. Gene Ontology annotation, cellular component: Golgi apparatus. The coding region runs from base 48 to 1298 and encodes 416 amino acids.